CACUCGCUGGUUCUGACGUCGACGCCUACGUCCUCUCACCCCCCUAGAGGCGCAAGGCGCGUAACCCGGAAGUGGUCGGUGGGUCGGGGCCGGAGCGGCAUAGAGCGAGGGGGUUGACGAUGCCUCUCCCGGUGCAAGUGUUCAGCCUGCAGGGUGCUGUGGAGCCCAUGCAGAUUGAUGCUGACCCGCAAGAUGACCAGCAGAAUGUGCCUGACAUCAACUAUGUGGUGGAGAAUCCAACUCUGGAUCUUGAGCAGUACGCCACCAGUUACAGCGGUCUCAUGCGCAUCGAGAGGUUGCAGUUUAUUGCUGACCGGUGUCCUCAGCUGCGUGUUGAGGCCCUGAAGAUGGCCCUGUCUUUCGUGCAGCGGACUUUCAAUGUAGACGUUUACGAAGAGAUUCAUCGCAAAUUGUCAGAGGCCGUCAGGUAUGGGAGAGAAGUACAGAAUGCACCCGAUGCUUUGCCUGAGGGCUCCCUGGACCCUCCUCCUCUGGACACAGCCUGGGUGGAGGCCACUCGCAAAAAAGCACUUCUGAAAUUAGAGAAACUGGAUACAGACCUGAAGAAUUACAAAGGGAAUUCCAUUAAAGAAAGUAUAAGGAGGGGUCAUGAUGAUUUGGGAGAUCAUUAUCUGGACUGUGGAGAUCUUAGCAAUGCUCUAAAAUGCUACUCUCGAGCCCGGGACUACUGCACUAGCGCUAAACACGUCAUCAACAUGUGUUUGAAUGUUAUCAAGGUCAGUGUCUACCUCCAGAACUGGUCUCACGUUCUCAGCUAUGUCAGUAAAGCAGAAUCAACGCCUGAAAUUGCAGAGCAACGAGGAGAGAGAGAUAGCCAGACUCUGUCAGUGCUUACGAAGCUAAAGUGUGCGGCAGGUCUGGCAGAAUUAGCUGCAAGGAAAUACAAACAGGCAGCGAAAUGCUUCUUGCUGGCAUCAUUUGACCACUGUGACUUUCCAGAGCUGCUUUCCUCCAAUAAUGUCGCUGUAUAUGGGGGACUUUGUGCGCUGGCCACUUUUGAUCGGCAAGAGCUUCAGAAAAACGUCAUCUCAAGCAGUUCUUUCAAGCUGUUUCUGGAGUUGGAGCCUCAAGUCCGCGAUAUCAUCUUCAAGUUCUACGAGUCAAAGUACGCCUCCUGUCUAAAGAUGUUGGACGAGAUGAAGGAUAAUCUUCUUCUGGACAUGUACUUGGCUCCCCACGUCCGAACCCUUUAUGCUCAAAUCAGAAACCGAGCUCUUAUACAGUACUUUAGCCCUUACGUGUCUGCGGACAUGUACAAAAUGUCAAUUUCCUUUAACACAACCGUCCCCGCCCUCGAGGACGAGCUGACGCAGCUGAUUCUGGAAGGGUUAAUUAACGCCCGCAUCGAUUCUCACAGCAAGAUCUUAUAUGCCCGAGAUGUUGACCAGCGCAGCACUACAUUUGAGAAAUCAUUACAGAUGGGCAGGGAGUUUCAGAGGCGAGCCAAAGCGAUGAUCUUGCGAGCUGCUGUUCUACGUAAUCAGAUCCACGUUAAGUCCCCUCCCAGGGAAGGAAGCCAAGGAGAGCUGACCCCAGCUAACAGCCAAUCCCGGCUCAGCACCAACAUGUGAGUGAGCGCGACUGCCUUGCACUCCUGGCCACCGACACGUCGCAAGAAGCGUACGAGGGGUGGUCAGACAAUACCCCCACAGACAUGAGACACGUUCCACCCGCUUGCGUCACCUUCCCAUAGGCUGCCUCGGCUAAGCUGUCGUUAAGAACUUGUCAGGAGCUGCAUGGUUUUUCUCACCGGUUUAUUGGACGUGAUCACCUUCGCUCCGAAUUGGAGGAGUAGUGGUGCAAUGCUGAGUCUUCAUCUGGAGGUUUUCCUGAGAGCAGCGGCAUGGGGGGGCAGGCCGAAAAUUCGAUUGAGAUGUAAACGGCAGGGAACAGCCACAGCGUCAUCUCAGAAUGAAUGUUACAAAGCGCAUUCGGCAGCUUGUGUGACCCCCCCCAUCAGCCUUUGCUUCAUUUCAGUUUAUUUCUUUUCCCUUUGUUCUCUCUCCUCCCUCUUCUCUUCUCCUGUGCUUGUUGCCAUCUCCCCUCUCUACAUGCUGUCUGCUGUGCUCUGAACAUCAAACUCCCAGUGAGUGGGCCGUUCUCUAAGAUGCUGGUCCUGUUCCUUUUCUCCUUCAUGAAGACCGGAUAUACAGCUGCAUUAGGAUCCAGUCAGAAGCUCCUCUGCCAACUCAAGAAACAUUGAUAUUUAAAUGUUCCCUGUUACUUCUGGUUCCUGGUUUUCAAUUAAACGCGUUCCUGUUUUUGCGUUCU
Messenger RNA from Nanorana parkeri, 2292 nucleotides. It is a transcript of the gene GPS1, whose product is annotated as G protein pathway suppressor 1. Lineage: Eukaryota; Metazoa; Chordata; Amphibia; Anura; Dicroglossidae. The record is from RefSeq and is a predicted model, not a curated record. Bases 120 to 1592 code for a protein of 490 amino acids. Gene Ontology annotation, cellular component: COP9 signalosome. The transcript is spliced from 14 exons.